This is a messenger RNA of Cotesia congregata, 924 nucleotides long. The record is from the annotation of a GenBank genome assembly. NCBI's taxonomy places the organism in Eukaryota, Metazoa, Arthropoda, Insecta, Hymenoptera, Braconidae.
GGUAAUUUAGAUGCUGAUAAAGUGGAAAAGAGAAGUAGGAAAGAUGAUGAUGAUAAAAAUUCUUCUGACGGUGGUGAGAAACUAAUUAAUCCAGAUGGUGGAGAUAAUGAUUCUCAUGAAGAUGAUACUACAACAACUUCAAGUUUUCCUGAUGAUGAUAUUGAUAAAAAAGAAGAUGAUGUUACUACAACUUCAAAUGUUCCUGAUGAAGAUAUUAAUAACAAUGAAGAUGAUGUUACAACUUCAAAUGUUCCUGAAGAUGAUAUUAAUGGAAAAGAAGAUGAUGUUACAACAACUUCAAAUGUUCCUAAUGAUGAUAUUAAUGAGAAAGAAAAUGAUGCUACUACAACUUCAAGUCCUUCUAAUGAAGAUGAUAUCAAUAACAAUGAAAAUGAUGUUACAGCAACUUCAAAUGUUCCUGAUGAUAUUAAUAACAAUGAAGAUGAUAUUACAACAAUUUCAAGUGUUUCUAAUGAGGAUGAUAUUAAUAUUAACAAUGAAGAUGAUGUUACAACAACUUCAAAUCUUCCUAAUGAUGAUAUUAAUGAAAAAGACGAUGAUGUUACAACAACUUCAAAUUUCCCUCAUGAUGAUAUUGAUAAUAAAGAAGAUGAUGCUACUGCAACUUCAAAUGUCCCUAAUGAUGAUGAUCUUAACAACAAUGAAGAUGAUGUUACAACAACUUCAAGUCUUCCUAAUGAUGAUAUUAAUGAAAAAGAAAAUAAUGUUACAACAGAAUCACUUCCAACCACUACAAGUCGACCCACAAAAAAACCAACCGUAAGGUUAGGUGUCGUCACCCUGGAAACAUGCCAGAUCCAGCGUCCUGUGGUUACAUCGCCUGUCAGCCCCUUGGAAAUGGAAAAUACAAAAAGUACUUCAUGCGUUGCGGCUUGGGUACUUGCUUCGAUCCAGUAUCCAUGA